Schizosaccharomyces japonicus yFS275 is the source of this 1467-nucleotide messenger RNA. RefSeq names its product fumarate hydratase. NCBI's taxonomy places the organism in Eukaryota, Fungi, Ascomycota, Schizosaccharomycetes, Schizosaccharomycetales, Schizosaccharomycetaceae. The transcript has a single exon. Gene Ontology annotation, molecular function: fumarate hydratase activity; catalytic activity; lyase activity. Gene Ontology annotation, biological process: tricarboxylic acid cycle; fumarate metabolic process. The annotation marks the transcript as partial. The record is from RefSeq and is a predicted model, not a curated record.
UUACAGUUCGUCCCAAUGAGUGCGAUCACCACAAUUAAGUCAUUUUCUAUGUCUGCUCCAUCAACACCCAAACCGAAUGAGUUCCGGGUAGAGACAGAUACCUUUGGUCCCAAAAACGUACCCGCAGACAGGUAUUGGGGCGCGCAAACGCAACGGUCAUUGGAGAAUUUUCGCAUCGGUGGCCCUCGCGAGCGUCUUCCACUUCCUCUUGUUCAUGCGUUUGGCGUGUUGAAGCGUGCCGCAGCGUUGGUCAAUUUAGAAUACGGAUUGGAUCCGAAAAUUGCCAAUGCUAUUGCUGAGGCUGCUACCGAGGUUCAGCAAGGAAAGCUGGAUGAUCAUUUUCCUCUUGUAGUGUUCCAGACAGGAUCCGGUACCCAGUCAAACAUGAAUGCCAAUGAAGUCAUCAGCAAUCGUGCCAUUCAAUUGCUUGGGGGCCAGAUGGGUACUAAAAAGCCGGUGCAUCCUAAUGAUCACGUUAACAUGUCACAAUCCUCGAAUGAUACAUUCCCCACCGUUAUCCAUAUUGCUAGCGUGUGUGAAAUUAACGACCAUUUAUUGCCAGCUCUUCAGCGGCUACUUGACGGAAUUCGUCGCAAGCAAGAACAGUUUAGCGACAUCAUUAAAAUUGGCCGUACUCACUUGCAGGACGCUACUCCGCUUUCUCUUGGUCAAGAGUUUUCGGGCUACGCUGCACAAGUGCAAAAUGCUAUCGAACGUAUUCACGACGCUCUCCCCCGUUUGUCGCAGCUUGCGCAAGGCGGUACCGCUGUCGGCACAGGUCUUAAUACGCAUAAGGGCUUUGACGUGAAAAUUGCACAAAAGGUUUCUGAGUUGACUGGCCAUCCGUUUACCCCUGCUCCCAACAAGUUCGAGGCCUUGGCUGCUCAUGAUGCCGUUGUCGAGAUGAGCGGCGUCUUGAACGUGAUUGCCUGUUCUCUUAUGAAAAUUGCUAAUGAUAUUCGCUACCUUGGUUCUGGUCCCCGUUGUGGCUAUGGUGAACUUUCACUGCCAUCAAACGAACCAGGAAGUUCAAUUAUGCCUGGCAAGGUGAAUCCUACACAGUGUGAGGCUAUGACGAUGGUCUGCGCUCAGGUAAUGGGCAACCAUUCGACUAUCACCGUAUGCGGAAUGUCUGGACAAUUUGAAUUGAAUGUCUACAAGCCUUUACUGGGUCGCACGCUGUUACAUAGUAUUCGUCUUUUGGGUGAUGCUUGUGAAUCGUUUUCGGAACACUGUAUUGCUGGUUUGGAAGCCAACCGCGAACGGAUAUCGAAGCUGAUGCACGAGUCCCUCAUGCUCGUGACAGCUUUGAACCCACGUAUUGGUUAUGACAAUUCUGCCAAGAUUGCUAAGAGCGCUUUGAAAAACAAUACCACAUUGAAGGAUGAGUUUAUUCGUCUAGGAUUUGGCGACGCUCAGCAAUUUGACCAAUGGGUGCGCCCAGAAAACAUGAUUUCUUCUAAUUAG